This is a messenger RNA of Cuscuta campestris, 4398 nucleotides long. NCBI's taxonomy places the organism in Eukaryota, Viridiplantae, Streptophyta, Magnoliopsida, Solanales, Convolvulaceae. The record is from the annotation of a GenBank genome assembly.
AUUCACAAGAUGAUGAUGAUGCCAGACAUUCGUCUACAUAUUUUUCUCUAAAUUCAGGAAAUUCGGUGUCGCUUCGCUGACCUUUUCCAGUUUUCAUCUCAUUCAUUUUCAACCAGGAUCAUCGCUGCGAAAGUCUCUCCACCGGUGGUCGGCUCACUUUUCUGUAAAGCAAAUUAGAUCAGUUCAUUUUUUUUUGUUUUUAAAUAAAAAUCUCAGCUCUCAUCAUUUAAUGGGAGGCUUCAGGCUUGUGUAUACUUUUGUAUUAGAAAGUCAUUUUGGAGAACACUAUAUUUUGUGGUCCAUCGACUGGAAUUUCAAAUUUGGAUCGGAUAAGCUUCAGUUCUUGCUCUGGGUGGACUGUUUAGUAAUGGAGAGUUUAGCACAAUUAGAGACAUUGUGCGAGAGGCUGUACACUUCCCAGGACUCGUCUGAACGAGCGCAUGUUGAGAAUACUCUUAAAUGCUUUUCUGAGAAUAUAGAUUACAUUUCACAAUGCCAGUUUAUUCUGGACAAUGCAUCGUCUCCUUAUACAUUGAUGCUGGCUAGUUCAAGCCUCUUGAAGCAAGUCAAUGAAAAUAAUCUCUCGUUGCAGUUCCGCCUUGACCUCUGGAACUAUCUCAUAAACUAUCUGGCAAACAAAGGCCCUGAAUUGCAGCCUUUUGUGAUUGGAUCUCUCAUUCAACUCUUAUGCCGAAUUACCAAGCUUGGGUGGUUUGGUAAAGAUAGAUUUAGAGAACUUGUUACUGAAUCAAUUAAGUUUAUGACCCAGGCAACAUCCGAUCAUUAUGCUAUUGGCCUAAAGAUCUUGAAUCAGCUUGUUUGUGAGAUGAAUCAGCAAAAUCAAGGGGUAACUUCAACCCAUCAUCAUAGGGUGGCCGGCUCCUUCCGGGAUCAGUCUCUGUUACAAGUUUUUCGGAUAUCUUUAACUUCAUUGCACCAGCUAAAAAAUGAUGCCAUCAGCCGAUUGCAGGAAUUGGCACUAUCUCUUUCACUGAAGUGUUUAGCUUAUGAUUUUAUUGGAACAUCUAUUGAUGAAAGUUCUGACGAGUUUGGGUGUCUCCAGGUUUCAUCUUCAUGGAAAUCAGUUUUAGAGGAACCUUCAACUCUGCAGAUCUUUUUCGAUUACUAUGCUCUUGCAAAGGCAUCUGUUUCCAAGGAGGCAUUGGAGUGUUUGGUGCGCCUGGCUUCUGUAAGACGCUCUGUUUUCACAAAUGAUGCGGCACGCACAAAUUUUUUGGCUCAUCUCAUGACAGGAUCCAAAGAGAUUUUACGAACUGGCCUAGGUCUAAGUGAUCACAAGAAUUACCAUGAAUUUUGUCGUCUUCUUGGACGCUUCCGAAUAAGCUAUCAGCUAUCGGAGCUAGUCAAUGUGGAAGGAUAUGGUGAAUGGAUACACUUUGUGGCUGAAUUCACAUUCAAGUCGUUACACUCUUGGCAGUGGUCUAGCAGCAGUGUCUAUUACCUUUUGGGUAUGUGGUCUAAAUUGGCAGUUUCAGCACCAUACCUGAAGGGAAAUGCACCAAGCUUGCUUGAUGAAUUUGUUCCAAAAAUUGUUGAAGGAUUUAUUACUUCAAGAUUUGAUUCUGUGGAGGCUGCUCUUCCUGAUGGUCCUUCAGAAAACCUGUUGGAGAACACUGAGCUUCUUCAUGACCAACUUGAUUGCUUUCCACAACUUUGUAGAUUUCAGUAUGAAAGAUGCAGCCUAUUUAUAAUAAAUAUUGUGGAGCCCAUACUGCAGGCGUACUCGGAAAGAUCUCGACUUCAGACCGGCUGCAGUAACAUUGAGCUGUCCGUUACUGAAGACAAACUUGCUUGGGCUGUUAAUAUUAUUGCUGCUAUUGUGAAGAUAAGACAGUGCACCAGUUGCAGUGCCGCUGUCCAAGAAGUAAUUGAUGCAGAACUCUCAGCCCGUGUUUUACGUCUAGUGAAUGUGACAGAUAGUGGGUUACAUAGUCAGAGAUAUGGUGAAGCAAGCAAGCAAAGGCUUGAUAAGGCAAUUCUCAUCUUUUUUGAGAACUUCAGAAAGUCUUAUGUGGGUGAUCAGGCUAUACAUUCUUCAAAGCAGUUGUAUGCCCGAUUGGCUGAACUUCUUGGACUGCAUGAUCAUCUUUUGUUAUUAGAUUUCUGUAUCCAAAAAGUUGCAACGAACCUCAGGUGUUAUACUGAGAGUGAAGAACUUAUUGAUCAUACUUUGAACCUGUUUCAAGAGUUAGCAUCUGGUUACAUGACCCAAAAGUUACUUCUCCAAUUGGAUUCCGUCAAGUUUAUAAUUGCACACCAUACGAAAGAACAUUUCCCAUUCCUAGAAAAGCAUGCACGCUCUCGCAGUAGAACAACAUUUUACCACAUUAUAGGAUGGCUAAUCUUUGUAGAGGGUAGUUCUAUGAAAUUCAAAAUGACAAUGGAUCCUCUUCUCCAGGUUUUCCUUACUUUGGAGUCAGUGCAGGACACAAUGUUUCGUACCGAUACAGUGAAGUACGCUUUGAUUGGACUUAUGCGGGACAUUCGUGGGAUUGCUAUGGCUACUUAUAAUCAUAGGGCUUAUUGUCAACUUUUUGACUGGAUAUAUCCUGCACGCAUGCCUGUUCUAUUAAAGGGAAUCUCACAAUGGGCUGAUACUCCAGAGGUCACUACACCAUUGUUGAAGUUUUUGGCUGAGUUCGUGUUAAACAAAGCUCAACGAUUAACUUUUGACUCUUCUUCCCCAAAAGGCAUACUUCUUUUUAGGGAAGUUAGCAAAUUGCUUGUUGCAUAUGGAUCAAGAAUCUUGUCAAUUCCAAACCCUUCCGAUAUGUAUGCCUACAAAUACAAGGGAAUAUUGAUUUCUUUAACUAUUCUUUCACGAGCUCUUGCUGGGAAUUAUGUAAACUUUGGUGUGUUUGAACUCUACGGAGAUAGAGCACUUGCAGACGCACUGGACAUCACCCUGAAGAUGACACUGUCAGUUCCAUUGGCUGAUAUUUUUGCAUACACAAAGCUCACAAGGGCGUACUUUUCCUUUUUGGAAGUUCUUUUCAACAGGAAUAUUGCUUUUGUACUUAGCCUUGAUACAAAAACGUUUGUGCACAUUGUUGGUUUGUUGGAAUCUGGUUUAAAAGCACUGGAUGCUCGUGUACCCACUCAGUGUGCAUCCGCAUUCGACAAUCUAGCUUCAUUCUACUUCAACAGCAUCACAAUGGAGGAAGCACCCACUUCACCUGCUGCUGUUAGUCUUGCUAGACAUGUAGCAGAGUCUCCCAAUUUAUUUCCUCAAAUUCUAAAAACGUUCUUCGAGAUUUUUCUUUUUGAAGACAAUGGCAACCAAUUGAAUUUUAGCAAACCAAUGCUAGGAUUGGUGCUUAUCUGUCAACAGAUAUUCAGUGAUAUAAAAGCUCAAGUUCUAGCUUCUCAGCCAGUUUAUCAGCACGAGCACCUCUCUUUAUGUUUCGACAAGUUAAUGAUGAAUGUCACGAAUUGCUUGGAUACAAAAAAUCGCGACAAAUUCACCCAGAAUUUGACAAUAUUCAGGCAGGAGUUUCGGGCUAAAUAGGCUUCCGCGUUUUUUCAUAGCUAGUUAAUGUUGUUUUUUUGGAGGCAAGUGAAUUAUUUGAACUUCUUUCCUUGAUGGGUUUUAUAUCAGCAUUUUUCAUUGUCUUUUUUUUAUAUUAGUUUUUUAUUUUAUUUUUUUGGGUCACAAUGUAUAGUCACUGUGAGGCACCAAAGGUAUCUUCUCUGCUGGCUCAACUUUGUGAUACUGGUGUUGUACAUAUUAUAGCACUCUUAAUAGUGAGGGAAAAAAAUCAUUACCAAUCUCUAAACACUUUUUUCUCAUCCACAUCAUUAUUUUGGGAACUUUUUUUUCCCAAUGCACAUCAAAUAAACCACAAUUGAUUAACCAAGCACAAUUGAUUAACCAAGCACACAAAAUCAGCAGCACAUCAAAUAAACCACAAUCAAAUAUGAAGAAUAAAGAUGCAAACGACACACGAUUUUUAUACGUGGAAAACCCCUUCGAUGUGAAGGAUAAAAACCACGGGACUUAUAGGGAGUCCGCCCUCUUCUUCUCUUAUUAUGCAAAUUGAGGGUAAAAACACCCAAACUCAGUCUACAAGGAUGUCACAGCCCACCAACAACAACAUACAUAAGAGGCACCAACAAUAGAGAAGGAAAAUCAGGAUUAUCACCCAAAAACGCAGCGUCGCACCAGCUGCGAUUACAGAAGAUCCGUAGCUCCGAUUGAAGUGAAAAUUGAACAGAUUGAAGCCCUAAGUGUUGGGAACAACCUCUGAAAAUUUCAGCUCAAUCCAACGGUCGGAUCUCCGGAGAUGAUCGAAUUUGUGCGGCUGGUCUGUAAAUUCUGCACCAGCACCUUUCCUCUCUCUAUUCUGUUUUUUUUUCUUUUCUGCUCUGUCCGUAAGU